AAAGAAUGAGAAAAAAAAUACUCGAACUCCGCUUCACUUGUGUUUUUUUUCUAAUUUUACUGUCAUUAGGCCGAUAAUUUGAUGCAUAUUUUGUAUGCAACAGUUAUUUUGACUUGUUAAAGUGCUCUAUUAUGUACCAAAUCAUCGCGGGGAAUGCUCUAAGUGCGUCUAUAAACUAAAAUCAAUAACAAUCAUUGACCAACAAAGUUACCAAGAUGAAUUAUGAAGCCGAAAGAGCCAUGAAUCAGAAGCGAUUGCGAAUGGAGGGCGAACCGGGCCAUGGAGUGGUCCAGGGAAAUGGUUUGCCGCUAAAUUAUAUAGAUAAUGGUCACCAAAUACCGUAUCAACCGUAUGCUGGUGCAUACAACACUCAUUAUCCACCGCCGGAGGCGUUUUCGCCCUACGGGCCGCCGCCGCCGGGGGGCUAUGCCCCGCAGAACUUGUCGUACGCGCCUCCUGCGCACCAGAACUACCCGCAUCACCAGAGUUUCCCGCCACAACAGCCGCCGCAAGCACAGCUACACAUGCCACAGUCCCAUAUGGUUCAAGGCUAUGGAGACGUGGGUGUGCACAAGCCUGCCUGGCCGCCCCAACCACACCUGUUACCCCCACUGGACACUCAGAAGCCCCUGGAUGUGAAGCAGCUGAAAUCAGAGAUUAAACUGGAACCAACUGAUGCUCAGAAACGACCACACCCUGAGAAUGAGAUGCUGGCGAGGCAGAGAGAGUACAAUGUCCACAUACCCAGUACCUUGGGUGGUGACUUAGACCAGCCUAAAAUUAAGAUAAAGACGGAUAUAUUCAAGCCGGAUGAUUUAGCACACAGACAGGAUAAGCCUAUUGAUGUCGGCCAAAAAUCGUUGUCUCUGGAUGGAUCACAGAAGCCCACUGACUUGCAAAACAAAGAUGAUGGUCAUCCAAUCAUUGGUGUUGAGAACAAGUCUAUGGAUAAACCAACCGAGUCUUGCAAAGCUGAGGGUGCGGCUGAAGGCGGCGCUGGUGAUUCACAACGAGCGGCGGAGCCCACGACUCUUAGUGACAAGAGUGAAGAGGAUCGGAAACCGUUCAGCAGUCCAGAGCUCCCGAAGUCAGGCGCUAUACCCGGCAAGGUGCCGACUCCAGGCAGCGAGCCCAAGAAGAGGGGCCGGCCCAAGGGCUCCACCAACAAGCCCAAGCCGCCGGGCGCCGCGCCCCGCGCCCCCGCCCCCGCUGCGCCCCGCGCGCCCCCGCCGCGCCCCCUGCCGCAGCCGCCGCGCCCCCGCGCCACCGGGUACCAGUACGCCAUCAGACCCUUCAGGAAGGACUUCUCUGGGAUACAGUUUAGAAGGCGAUGGAGCGACGACUGCCUGGACUCGUCGCACAUCCCCAACGAGGUGUACUUCGGCGACGUGCCGGUGUCCAUGGAGGUGUUGUUCAACUACUACGACGCCAACGCCGAGCGAGAGAAGCUCGCCACGCAGGCCGCGCAGAUCGCCGCGCAGAAGGCCGCCGCCGCCAAACUGGCCGCCGCCAAGUUACAGGCUAGAGGGCUCAUGCCAGCGUCUACUGAGGUAACGACAGUGGACUCUUCAUCAUCAGACGACUCGUCAGGUUCCUCCGGCAGCGACUCGGAAGAGAGUGACGAAGACACGCCACUGAAGCGCGGACCGGGCAGGCCGAAGGGGUCCAAGAACAGUCCACGAGCCCCCGGGACCCCGUCUGCAGGGGGUACGGGGUCCACGCCCAGCACGCCGGGGACUGGACGACGGGGGCGACCCCCUGUACCGCCAGAACUCCGCCAACCUGGUAUCACAGACAUGAAGAAGUUCUGCAAAGCUGCUGGGAUAAGGUUCGACUACAAGAAGCUUGUUGAAGGUUGUACGAAAAACAAAGAGCGUGUACAGAAGAUGCUGGACCUGCUGACGGCGGCCGGGCUCGAAGGUAAGCCCACGCUGGAGAAGUGCCAGGCGCUGAAGAAGGCCAAGAUCGAGAAGAAGGAACAGGAGAAACAAGCCAAGAAGGAGGCUAAAGUUAAGCACAAAGAAGUUGUUUCGGAGAAGGAGGGCGGAGUGUCACGGCGCAUGACGCGUGGCGCGACAGGCGUGAAGCCACGCCAGCGUAUCGUGAUCUCCUCAGACGAAGAGGACGACACGCCCGCUGCAAGACGCACUCUCUCCAAGCUGCGCUCCUCGCUCAAUGACGACUCCGACUCGGACUAGGUAAAACUGAAUUUCCCUGCCUGAUAAGAGUACGCAAUAGACAGUACAAUGGAUACAAUACUUGUAGCGGGCAGUGAAACAAGUGGCCUCUAGAAAGUGCUUCGACGGAGGUCCGCCUUGUACCGCAGUAGUCGGUAUGCGUUACUUCCUACUAAACUUAGUGUUUGCGUCGAUAUUAGUAUGUGGUGUUAGUUGAAAAUAUGGCGGCGCGACGGGACGGGUGACUGAAGAAAGGGACGAACGAGCAGUUGACACGACGGUGGUACACACAAUCUACUUAAUUACGAUAUACUAGAAUGUUCUACGCCACUGUUUUAUACCAUACAGACGGAGAUUCCUUAUUUCGCAAUACUUUUAAGACAAUAUUAUAGAUUCCUUCACACAAUGUCUCGAGACAUCGCGUCGUCAAUAUAAUCUUGUUUCUAGUUAGCAAUUUAAAAAGUUUUGUGCAAUGAAAGAGUAGCCAAUAAUAAGUUCCAGUCAAUGACAAUAGACAACUGCAUAGUUUAUGGUGACUAGAGGUAGGGUAGCGAUAGAUCCAAUAUUACAUUAUACACAUAUUCUAAGAUGAAUCUUUAAUUUCAUUGGAUGUGUUACAUUGUGUAUCCUUCCAAUAUGGGCCUAAUAAAGAGAUUAGAAUAAAUGUUUUUCUAUGAUAAGUACAACGGGACAUGUACUAAGUUAGAUUAUGUUCAAGCGAGUUACGUCCUUAAGUCCGCCAUGUAUGCAACUCUUGCCUAAGGGCUCCGGUAGGGCUCGAAACUUGUCGAGCGGUCGCUCGUAAUAAUCGUAAUACGAUACGUGCUAACCGUGUGAACAUUAUCUACUCGAGUAUAAUGGUUGUGUUUUUCUAUUAUUGAAGAUUAGAUGCGAUGUUUUGUCUAUUAUUUUUGAUAGACAUAUCAUAGCUAUUUCUUUCUUCAUCAGAGUUCUUUUUUUAUAUUUUUCAUGUAGAUAUUUCUAUGUUGAGUUUAUGAGUUCUUACUCCGUUAAUGUUCUUUGUUUAAGUUUAUUAAAGGAACUUCUUAGAAUAUGGGUGUUAGUGGCGAACAAAGCUUAGUUUCAAAUUUCCGGAGGCAAAUUGAUAUUGUAAAGAACCAUUUACUAGAUACAGUACAAGAAAAUGUUUCAGAAGAAAAUCUAAAUCAUUGUUGGCAUUGAUUUUAGUUCUAUAUUCUUUGAAAUAGGAGUGGAGUAGACAUACUAAAUGUAUAUAGAUAAAUAUUUCUUUUAUUUUUAAGGUCGCU
Messenger RNA from Spodoptera frugiperda (fall armyworm), 3445 nucleotides. RefSeq lists its product as uncharacterized. Bases 216 to 2198 code for a protein of 660 amino acids. The record is from RefSeq and is a predicted model, not a curated record. Lineage: Eukaryota; Metazoa; Arthropoda; Insecta; Lepidoptera; Noctuidae. The transcript is spliced from 17 exons.